AUGUCGCGUGUGUACGUUGGUAAUUUGGAUCCAAGAGUCACUGAGCGUGAGCUCGAGGAUGAGUUUCGCGUCUAUGGAGUGAUCAGAAGUGUUUGGGUCGCUAGAAGACCACCAGGUUACGCUUUUCUCGAUUUUGAAGACUCGAGGGAUGCUCGUGACGCCAUUCGUGAUUUAGAUGGCAAGAAUGGAUGGAGGGUAGAGCAGUCUCACAACCGAGGUGGUGCUGGAGGCCGUGGAGGAGGCGGUGGUGGCCGCGGAGGAGGUGAUGGUGGUCGUGGGCGUGGUGGUUCUGAUUUGAAGUGCUAUGAGUGUGGUGAGUCUGGUCACUUUGCACGUGAAUGCCGUUCUCGUGGUGGCUCGGGUAGGCGUCGCAGCCGUAGCAGGAGUCGCAGUCCUCCAAGAUACAGAAAGAGCCCAACUUAUGGAGGCCGGAGGAGUUACAGCCCUCGUGCAAGGUCUCCUCCUCCUCCACCAAGACGUCGCAGUCCUUCUCCUCCUCCUCGUGGUCGCAACUACAGUAGGUCACCACCACCUUAUAGAGGACGUGAUGAGGUGCCAUAUGCUAAUGGAAAUGGUCUGAAAGACGUGCGCCGAAGCCGGAGCUGA
Messenger RNA from Microthlaspi erraticum, 606 nucleotides. NCBI's taxonomy places the organism in Eukaryota, Viridiplantae, Streptophyta, Magnoliopsida, Brassicales, Brassicaceae. The record is from the annotation of a GenBank genome assembly.